Coccidioides immitis RS is the source of this 920-nucleotide messenger RNA. RefSeq lists its product as uncharacterized. Gene Ontology annotation, biological process: DNA replication. Bases 97 to 591 code for a protein of 164 amino acids. The record is from RefSeq and is a predicted model, not a curated record. Lineage: Eukaryota; Fungi; Ascomycota; Eurotiomycetes; Onygenales; Onygenaceae. Gene Ontology annotation, molecular function: single-stranded DNA binding. The transcript has 3 exons.
CCACACGCAAUAACACCUGAUUUGAACCCUCUGCGCUUUGUUUAGUUUAUUCAAUACUCAAUUGUUUCCCCGUCUAUACAUUUCUUGAACGGAAUAAUGUUCGGUCUUAGCCGCUUCGCUCCUACCCUCCGCACCGCGUCCCUGCGCCGCGCUUUCAGCGCCUCUACUUCCCGAAGCCAUGCGACCAUAACUAUUGCCGGACCUCUCGGCGCGGCUCCGGAGCUCAAAACUUCCCAGAAUGGACGCCAAUACAUAAGAUAUAUCGUUGGUUCCAAGAACUCAAUGACCCAAGAAAUGACAUGGUUCCGGGUUCUAAGCUUUACGGAGGCUGAAAAGAGCCAGAACUAUUUGCUCGGGCUGGAGAAGGGGACUAUAAUGCAUGUUGAGGGAGAACCGAGCAUUACCAGCCUUGAGACCCCCGAGGGCCAGAAGAAGUACAACUUUAACGUUGUGCAGCGGAGACAUACGGUCCUUAGCCGUCCCAGACAGCGACAGUUCAAAGAUGCCGAACAAGAUCAGUCCACUGAACAGGGCCAAUCCGCAGAGCAGCCCACCGAACAUGACCAAUCCCCGAAACAAGAGGCUCAUUAGAUCGAGAAUACUGAAUCGCAAUAUGCCAUUUGGAGCCUUAUCUCAUAUGUAUUGGAUAUUCCUCUGAGCAGGCUGUUGCAGAGUACUGCUUCUAAUGUAUUGUUUUCGGAGGAAUGUUUGAAAGCACCCACCCAUCCUCACCAGCCCAGGUCGAGUUCCUUUCUUCGCAUGUAUUUUCAGACGCUAGGCUUUUUUCUCUUUGGGAAUCGCGGGUAUAUUGUCCUUGGGAGUUAUCGGCUUUCUUCGUGGAUGAUGGUCGGUUACAACAUCUAUUUAUAUUCUCGAGCUCAUUAGUCCAUCGUGUAUUCUAGUUGAAUCAUUCCUGCUGG